Molecule: messenger RNA, 2247 nt
Organism: Mandrillus leucophaeus (drill)
Lineage: Eukaryota; Metazoa; Chordata; Mammalia; Primates; Cercopithecidae
Gene: DCAF15
Product: DDB1 and CUL4 associated factor 15
Exons: 12
Coding region: 200-1789 (529 amino acids)
Biological process (GO): protein ubiquitination
Cellular component (GO): Cul4-RING E3 ubiquitin ligase complex
Source: RefSeq, a predicted model, not a curated record
AGCCCCUGCCGCUGGCUUUGGGCUUCCACUGCCUGAUAUUCCUCUCCCUGCCCGAGCCUCGACCACACUUGAGCUGGGAGUUCCUGUACCUGGGUGGGCCUCCCCAUUGAAAGUGUGGGAGCUCCUUGGAUAGGAGAGUGAAAGUUACCGAAGCAGGCUCUGUCUCCUCCAUCAGACUGGAAACUCCCAGAGCUGGGGGAUGAUGUCUCUCUCCCCCAUCAGUUUGGGAGCUCUGGAGGGCAGAAAUGGGGAUCUCUUGCAGAUCAGCGGACAGCUCUCCCCUCGCCUCUUCCGGAAGCUGCCUCCCCGGGUCUGCGUGUCCCUCAAGAACAUCGUGGAUGAAGACUUUCUCUAUGCAGGACAUAUCUUCCUGGGCUUUUCCAAAUGCGGCCGCUACGUCCUCUCCUAUACCAGCAGCAGUGGGGAUGACGACUUCUCCUUCUACAUCUACCAUCUGUACUGGUGGGAGUUCAACGUCCACAGCAAGCUCAAGCUGGUCCGGCAGGUUCGGCUCUUCCAGGAUGAGGAGAUCUACAGCGACCUGUACCUGACCGUAUGCGAGUGGCCCAGCGACGCCUCUAAGGUCAUCGUCUUUGGCUUCAACACCCGCUCGGCCAACGGGAUGCUCAUGAACAUGAUGAUGAUGAGCGACGAGAACCACCGUGACAUCUACGUCAGCACCGUGGCGGUACCGCCGCCGGGCCGCUGUGCCGCUUGCCAGGAUGCCAGCCGGGCCACUGACACUUGUCCACACCCAUCUCUUCUUCCAGGUGACAGGAGUUUCUGCCAAAUCCUGUAUGACCACAGCACCUGCCCCCCGGCGCCUGCCAGCCCCCCUGAGCCCCAGAGCCCAGAGCUGCCCCCUGCCCUCCCUAGCUUCUGCCCUGAGGCGGCCCCAGCCCGUUCCUCUGGGUCUCCUGAGCCCUCGCCCGCCAUUGCCAAAGCCAAAGAGUUUGUGGCUGAUAUCUUCCGCCGGGCCAAAGAGGCCAAGGGCGGGGCCCCUGAGGAAGCCCGGCCUGCCCUGUGCCCAGGACCCUCUGGCAGCCGCUGCCGUGCGCACUCUGAGUCCUUAGCCCUGUGUGGAGAGGCAGCACCCCGGGACAGCCCCCCUGCCUCGGAGGCGCCUGCCCCCGAGCCUGGCUACAUCAACUACACCAAGCUGUACUAUGUGCUGGAGUCUGGAGAGGGGACGGAGCCGGAGGAUGAGUUCGAGGACGACAAGAUCUCCCUGCCCUUCGUGGUGACUGAUCUUCGUGGCCGCAACUUGCGGCCCAUGCGGGAGCGGACUGCUGUCCAGGGCCAGUACCUGACAGUGGAGCAGCUCACACUGGACUUCGAAUAUGUCAUCAAUGAGGUCAUCCGCCACGACGCUACCUGGGGCCACCAGUUCUGUUCUUUCAGCGACUAUGACAUUGUCAUUCUAGAGGUGUGCCCGGAAACCAACCAGGUCCUCAUCAACAUUGGCCUGCUGCUCCUGGCCUUCCCGUCCCCCACUGAGGAGGGUCAGCUCCGACCAAAGACCUAUCACACCAGCCUCAAGGUGGCAUGGGACCUCAACACAGGCAUCUUCGAGACAGUCAGUGUAGGCGACCUGACUGAGGUCAAAGGGCAGACCAGCGGCAGUGUCUGGAGCUCCUACCGCAAGAGCUGCGUGGACAUGGUCAUGAAGUGGCUGGUGCCCGAGAGCAGCGGCCGCUACGUCAACAGGAUGACCAACGAGGCGCUCCACAAAGGGUGCUCCCUGAAGGUUCUGGCAGACAGCGAGCGAUACACGUGGAUCGUGCUGUGAGGGCCGGGCCGCCCCGGACACUGACUCCAACUACCUCCGCGGCCUGGGACCGGCCGCCUCCCUGGGGUGGCCUCUUCCUGGCCGGCUGGCCCACCGACUGAUGACCGGCACUAGUGUUAGGCUGCGGAACCGGGCUGGGCAGGGCAGCCCCUGGUGGCCCGAGGGUCUGGACGCUUUUUAUUUAUGCCUAUUUAAGUUGGGAAGGGGCAGAGAGAGGGCGCCCCCUGCCCCACCAGCCUGAGCGCCCUGCCUUCACUCCGAGCUGGGCAUGGGCCUGGUCCCUUGUGCAUUUGCCCCUUUCUUCGGCUACAGCUGUGGACGUUGCCCUCGGGGAGGUCGAAUGGACCCUGUUCCCCCUGCCCUGCCCGCCCCCAGCCUCCCCACCCAGGCUGGCAACCUCCUGGCCAUCCCCACUCCGUUCUUCUUCAUGUAAUAAAUGUUUUAAUUUCUGAACCUCA